This is a messenger RNA of Acanthochromis polyacanthus (spiny chromis), 4406 nucleotides long. Its product is annotated as janus kinase and microtubule-interacting protein 1. The record is from RefSeq and is a predicted model, not a curated record. NCBI's taxonomy places the organism in Eukaryota, Metazoa, Chordata, Actinopteri, Pomacentridae. The transcript is spliced from 11 exons. Bases 730 to 1935 code for a protein of 401 amino acids.
AAAGUGGAGUCGUACUAUUUUCUUUGAGUAGCUUGGUUAGCCAGCUAGCAGAUGUAUGUGUAUUUAUUUAGUUAAUAAUUAAUAUAUAUUUAUCAGCGACAUUGCUAUUUGCAAAAGCAGACAUCAUUAAGAGUUUUAGAAGCGACAAAUAUGUUUUUUUGGCCAACUUAAACAGAAACGUCAUGAAGCCAGAGAGUUAGAAACGUCGUAAAACUGCUGCUAACAGACAUUAGCUCAGGUUAACGUUACGCCAACGUGGUCUGUUUAACACUUGCUAUGCCUGAGUGUGUGUUUGUUGCGCAGUUUGCUGUGACUUUGUUAGCAUAAACCGUCGUGGAGCAGGAAGAUUCGGCACUGCCAGCAUUUCAAAUCAGUAUCUACUCCCCCGCGGACAGGCUGAGCAAACCAAUUGGAUUAUCGCAUUUUCUAGCACCUCCGACAACAGCUACUUUUACCUGUGUAGCAGCUGAUAACCGUGAAAGAUGCAAAUGCACAGGCCUGCUGUAAUUUAACCUCCCUCAAAGUGUCAGAGAUCGUAACUCAGCUGUUACCUCACCCAGCAGCCGCAUAACACGUCUAAAGUUACUGCAUCACCAUCCUACAGCGGGUUUUUGAUGCAAUCAGGCUGCACAACGUUGUCUUGCAAGACGCUUUUGCAAGAAUCAGGGAAGUAGUUGUGAUGUUUGAUGCAUUUGUCAACUGCACUUGACUUUUUAGUUCAACUCCGACAUGAACUGGGACAAUCAGCUGAGCACCAUUCUGUCAGUAGCAGAUGGCAACGUUGCAAAAAUGAGGGAAAGGCUCGUGUCACCUGGGAAAUUCUGCAAAGGGGGAGAAGAUCUGUUUCCAGCGAGGGAAAGGGUUCAUGAUUCAGAUCUGGACCCUCCUGCUCUUCCCCCUCGAGCCCCUCUCCAUCGACAGCCUUCCCCUUCUCUCAGUCCUACUGUUCAGUGGUCAGAAAUCGCUUCCAUCCAGUCACAGCUCCAGAUACAGAGCCAGGCGAUUGAGUCCCUCACCCAGAAACUCCACGACAUGGAAAGGGAGAGACAAUCUCAACGAUGUCACAUUCAGACCCUACAAGAGGAAGUUCACAGGCUGCGUGAGGAGCUGAGGGAGAGGGAGAUGGAGAGGGAGGAAUCGAGGAGGGGACAGAGUCCGGGAGCAGAGAGGAGGAUGGAGCAGUGGAGGAGAGAGGUUGGACGUGAGCUGAGCAGUCUGCGGGGACACAUCACCCGAGCCACGUCGCUAGGCAACCUGGAGGAGAGUCAUUUAUCCCUCAGUUUCAGCUCAAAGCUCCGCCGAGAGGAGCUGGAACACCUGCGGAGAGAGUUGGACCAACUGAAAACAAGGCUAAGGAGGCAAGAGGAGGACGCUUUCCUCCAGCAGGCCGAGGCCAGAGAGACCAGGAGGCAGUACGAGCGCAGCUGCAAGAUGCUGGAGGAGCUGACAGACAGCUACAGAACUCACAGCACUGAUCUGACAAAGACGCUCGCUCAGUAUUCUCGCACACAACAAGAGGUCCAACAGAUCAGGACAACUGUGUCAGAGCUGAAGGAUGAGGUCAGGAAUCUCGUCAUCCGAGAACCUACACCUUUGCUGUCAGCUCACACAUCAGGGGCCUCACCGCUCCCGCUCCCGCUCCCUCACAGCCACAGCAGAGUUGUCAGAGUCGAGGAGCCAGAGUCUGACUCAGAAGACUUUAGCCCGACUCCGAGCCUGGCCGAGGUCAGCUCGGAUGAUCUGUCAUGGCUGGAUGAAAAAGAUCCCGCUCUUCAUCAGAAGCCACGAGUACGCCUGAGCGUUCAGUCUAGACGGAGCCACUUUGCUGGUCCAGGAUCAGAUCUGGAGGAUGAUGACGAUGAGGAUGGUGGUGAUCUUCUCGAUGACGAUGUGAACCCAGACUUGGGAUCUGACAUAAGUCUUAAUGACCUCUGAACUUUCACAUGUUUAUUCUUCAUGAAGGUGAGAUUUAACAGAGACGUUUCUUCUCACUAGCCUAUUGCACUACCUGAGACAUAUGAAUACUUUGAAACUGAAUUCAUUUUGCCAGUACAGUUCAGACGUACAGCUCUGUUUUGAACCCCAACAUUUUAAAAAUAGGAACAGUCAGGAUAACACAAACAACCAUAUGGCUUAUUUCCUUUUGGGUCCCACGAGGAGGGGAAAGAUAACAAAGGAUUUCAAGCAGCAGACUUGGCACAGCACACAUAUAACAACAAGUAAUUAAAUCAUCCUACUUAGUGUUAUUAGUGUUGCUUAACAGACCUGCUCGUCAUAGUUCAUAUCUUUUUUGGGAAAACCUUGUUAAUGUGGGAAAUUCUUGAAUGCUAUUUUUAAACUGUUAUUUGUCAGAGAACCAGAAGAGUUGAAAUCAGGACAGGCCAAGUUUUUUUUUUUUUUUAAAUGACACACUCAAACACUUGCUAACAUCUUGUGCUUAAACAAAUCGCCUAAAUGUUUAUCAAAAGCUGACUCAUUCAUGUCAGUUUGUUUCAAAUGCUGUUCUUCAAAGCGUUGUUUUCCCGUCUGCCUAUCUGCUACAGUUAAGGACGGUAAAGUCCCCACAGAUUCUCUUUAAAUAAUAUAACUGUCUCCACAUGUACGGGCCGAUAGGUUGCUGGGAACAAACUGUGGAGUGAGGCAGCUGUUUAAAGAGUUCUUUGUAAGAGCUGCUCAUUCAAAAAACCCAAUUUGUUUCAUGUCGGUGCCAGUAAAAAAAAAAAUAAAAAAAUAGAAGCGCUUUUGUAAAGUGCAUUAUUUCUAAGUGUAAUCCAUCCAAAGAAUAUAAUGUUUUAAUUGUUGCCACACCCUCUGCUCUCAUGCUGCACUGUACUGACAAUAAAUUAUGGGUCUUAGCAGAGUUAAGGACAGCGCUUGGUCCGCUAAACCACAAGGUUUGGCUUUAGGCGGAAUGAGAUUAAAAAUAGUUAUGUUUAGGUCUGCUAUGAUUGUGGAUUGUUGGGGUUAGGUAAAGGUUUGAUGUGGGCAAGACUUUAAUCUUUGCCCAGAGCUAAAGUGAGAUCCAUAAAGAGACACAACUCAACACUUUGCUUUGUGGAGCACAGCACUGGUUUGCAAACAAAGAACCCGAACUUAAGUGGUUUUACAACUUUCUCUUUUCUCUUGUCAAUGAUUUAACCCUUACAAACUCAUCUCCAUGUAUCAAAGUCAGAUGUAUAUAGAAGUCUUUCCUCAUGAAGAUGGUCUCUUCCUGAACUUAAAGUGAUUUUUGCAGUUCUAUGAAUUCCACAUCUCUCGCUGCAGCUCGAGCACGCCAGCUCAACCAGAACUCUGCUAAACCACUGUGAAAUGGCUCUAUGCUACACAUUAAGUGGUGACAUUGUAAUUCAGUCAUACAUGCUCAAACCAGAAAGAGCAAUGAUACAGAAUGACCUACCCUGCAAGUGCAUGGGAUUGAUUCCUCCGGUUGGUUAUGUUUGGUUUGGUAAACCGUCUGAAUUUCUAUUUUUGAGACUGUCAUCGCUACACUGCAGUUUCAGUGGCAUUCAUGUGUCUUCUGGUAUGUAAAAAAACACCAUAUAGAAAUGUUAGUAAGGAUAACACUAGGGUGGGUCUUUAAAGUUCAAGUGAUCAUGGCUGGCACGGUCUCAAAAGUUACUGUUCAUUCUUCAUCGUGGCAGAGUAAUGGAUAUUUAAUGGGGUUUUCAUCCUGCCAUAAUGCACUCUUCAGUCCAGCAGGAAUCUGAUGAGGGAUGGGGUUUUGAUUCCUGGUAAUGCAGCAGAAGUGAUGGCAAAGAGGAAUCAAAAGCUAUUACUGUUAUCAAGGCGCCAGUGCCUCACCACCUCCACUGCGAUCUUCAUGUACACAGAUCUCAGUUGAGACAGUCGAGGGUCCCUUUAUGCCGUUAUGUCUGACAUGAAUCUCACAUUGCCGGGCGAGGUGUCGAGCUGUUAAAUAUUUCAGCUUCCAGACACCCCCCCAUCAAGGAUCCCAGACCACAGUGCAGAGCUUACAGACCGGGUAGCUGUUCAGUGGGGUGCAUAUAUGGAGGCUUAGGUGGUAAAAUUUACCACACACUGUUCAGCUCAUGUAACAAGAGGGAUUGUCUCACUGGUCCAUAGUGAGCAAUAAAAGACCCUCUCGAAAACAAUAAAUGGCACAGAGCAGAACAUAACAUUUUCACAAACCUCUUCUUGCACACAAUCCUUGUGAAACUGCUAAUGUUGUGGUUGGAGAGACGUUUAAUGAAGGAAAGGCUCGUCUAUUUGUCAUGUGGCCACGUAAUGGCUGAUGAAUCAGACCUUUUUACUGCCAUUUUAUGGCAUUUGCCAAGUAUUGUGCAGUGGUGCUGCAGUAAAGCAGUGCAUUGAUUCAUUCACUGAAGAUCUGUAAAAGAAUUGUUUUGUGUUUUGUCUCCAACAAUAAAAGUCUGUGUUACAAGCGA